Colletotrichum costaricense is the source of this 741-nucleotide messenger RNA. RefSeq lists its product as uncharacterized. The record is from RefSeq and is a predicted model, not a curated record. NCBI's taxonomy places the organism in Eukaryota, Fungi, Ascomycota, Sordariomycetes, Glomerellales, Glomerellaceae. Bases 1 to 741 code for a protein of 246 amino acids. The transcript has a single exon.
AUGCAUGAGGGCGUCCUCUUCGUCGCCAGGUAUAAUUGCGCUUCCAAUGUCCCGCUGGUGGGAGUGGAUCCUAGGCCGAGCCGCGAUCCAGGGGAAGGCCCAAGUCGGCAGAAUGAUGGCGAAGUUCCAGAUAACAUUACCCAACGGCAAAUCCAGCGACGAUUCCUGGCAACGCUCUACAGUUCUGGCCUCGAAGGGAAAUUCGACGCCCUCGAGGAUCACGAAACCAGGAUCGUCCCGUCCAGUCUGGCUUGGUUCGCAGAAGCUCUCAAGCGAGACCUCUUCACGGCAGAGGCAGAGCAAGCUCGGACGCAGCAGCUCAUAUCGAUCUUCGACGUGGAUGGACCAUGCCUCGUUGCUCCCGUCUUCAACUCAGACUGGGAAGUGCUGCCUCGUCCUGAUAUCAGAAGUAUGAGUAUCUGCUUGGUGGUUGAACCGGUGGAGAAGGCCAAGUCAGAGAGCCAUGGGAAGCAGAGCGCCGCUGUCGAUGAAGAGCAACUCAUAAUCGGCGGCAAAGGAAAGGAAUCUGAACAGAAGCCUGUUACAUCUGACACUCAUGAUUUUAUGGUAGGCGGCAAGGGGAAGGAACCUGAGCACUCACCCUCUACACCCGACGCUGGUGAUCUGGGAAUAGCCUCAAACACGGAAUCUGCCGACCCAACUUCGUACAGAGUGUUGGAUAAGGUGAAGGGAAUGUGGCAAAUAAUGGACCUGCCCAUGCAGGAAUACGCCUUCAUCUAG